Sesamum indicum (sesame) is the source of this 3801-nucleotide messenger RNA. Its product is annotated as pre-mRNA splicing factor-like protein. Gene Ontology annotation, cellular component: catalytic step 2 spliceosome; U4/U6 x U5 tri-snRNP complex. The record is from RefSeq and is a predicted model, not a curated record. Gene Ontology annotation, biological process: spliceosomal tri-snRNP complex assembly; gene silencing by siRNA-directed DNA methylation; positive regulation of primary miRNA processing. Gene Ontology annotation, molecular function: protein binding. NCBI's taxonomy places the organism in Eukaryota, Viridiplantae, Streptophyta, Magnoliopsida, Lamiales, Pedaliaceae.
UAUCAAACCGACUUGGCGACUCGCAUGUAGUAAGUCGGCGACCUUCCUUCCACUAUAAACUCACUAAUUUCCGCCGUCCCCGACUCAUCGGCGUCACAGGUGAGACCUUCUUUCCCGAUUUUAACACACUCACACACAUACUCUGAGUUCUAUAGAUACGUAUAUACAUACGAAUUCCCACCACAAACGAAGUAGGAUGGUGUUUGUGAAAUCCCCUGAGAACAAAACCCUAAUCUUGAAUCUUAAUCCUUCCAUAACCACUCUAAGGUGGCUUAGUCUCCAUAUCCAGCGAAAUUACCUCAUACCCAUUUCGCAACAGCGCCUCUACUUCUCCGCCCGCCUCCUCUCCAGCCCGGAGAACGAAGGCAUCUUGCUUUCUCACCUCGGAGUUUCCCCAAAUUCCACCCUGACAUUACACGUACCAUUCCUCGGCGGUAUGCAAGCUCCUGUCCCUCCAAAGAGUAGGUUGGAUUUUCUAAAUACAAAACCGCCACCGAAUUAUGUCGCCGGGCUCGGCCGUGGUGCUACGGGCUUCACCACCCGUUCGGAUAUUGGUCCGGCGCGUGCCGCGCCUGACUUACCGGAUAGAUCAGCGGCGGCAGUUGGCGCUGGUGGAGCCGCUGGGGUUGGUCGUGGCCGUGGGAAGGGCCCUGGGGAGGAGGAUGAGGAGGAGGAGAAUGAGGAGAAGGGAUACGAUGAGAAUCAGAAGUUUGAUGAGUUUGAAGGGAAUGAUGCGGGGUUGUUUGCUUCUGCGGAGUAUGACGAUGAGGAUAAGGAGGCUGAUGCGGUGUGGGAGGCAAUCGAUAAGAGGAUGGAUUCGCGUAGGAAAGAUAGGAGGGAGGCGAGGCUUAAGGAGGAAAUUGAGAAGUAUCGUGCCUCAAAUCCAAAAAUUACGGAACAGUUUGCCGACUUAAAGAGGAAAUUGUACACAUUGUCAACUGAAGAGUGGGAUAGUAUACCGGAGAUAGGUGAUUACUCUUUGAGGAAUAAGAAAAAGAGGUUUGAGAGUUUUGUACCUGUUCCAGAUACGCUUUUGGAAAAAGCUAGGCAGGAAAAAGAGCAUGUCAGUGCCUUGGAUCCGAAGACCAGGGCAGCUGGUGGGACUGAAACUCCGUGGGCGCAGACGCCGGUUACGGAUUUGACUGCCGUAGGAGAAGGCAGAGGAACUGUUUUGUCACUGAAGUUAGACAGAUUAUCUGAUUCUGUUUCUGGGUUGACAGUGGUGGAUCCUAAGGGUUACUUGACAGAUUUGAAGAGUAUGAAGAUUACUAGUGAUGCAGAGGUAUCUGAUAUCAAUAAGGCCAGGCUGUUGCUGAAAUCAGUCACACAGACGAAUCCAAAGCAUCCUCAUGGUUGGAUAGCAGCCGCUAGGUUGGAGGAGGUGGCAGGGAAGCCUCAGGUUGCCCAGCAGUUGAUCAAGAAAGGAUGUGAGGAAUGUCCGAAAAGUGAGGAUGUCUGGUUGGAGGCAUGCCGUCUGGCAUCUCAUGUUGAUGCUAAGGCUGUGAUUGCAAGGGGUGUUAAGGCAAUUCCGAAUUCAGUGAAGUUGUGGAUGCAAGCGGCGAAGCUUGAGCAGGAUGAUGUGAAUAAGAGUAGGGUGUUAAGGAAAGGGCUUGAGCAUAUUCCAGACUCAGUCAGGCUUUGGAAGGCAGUUGUCGAGCUUGCCAAUGAGGAAGAUGCAAGACUUUUGCUGCAGAGAGCUGUUGAAUGCUGCCCAUUGCAUGUGGAACUGUGGUUGGCUCUCGCUAGGUUGGAAACUUAUGAGAAUGCGAAGAAGGUGUUAAAUAAAGCUAGGGAAAAGCUUCCUAAGGAGCCAGCUAUAUGGAUCACUGCUGCCAAGUUGGAAGAAGCUAAUGGGAAUACGGCCAUGGUUGGGAAGAUUAUUGAAAGGGGUAUUCGAGCUUUACAGAGGGAAGGUGUAGAAAUUGACAGGGAAAUGUGGAUGAAAGAAGCUGAGGCAGCUGAAAGAGCUGGGUCCGUUGCAACUUGUCAGGCUAUAAUUCAUAACACUAUUGAGGUUGGGGUGGAGGAAGAAGAUAGGAAGAGGACAUGGGUUGCUGAUGCUGAGGAGUGUAAGAAGAGAGGUUCCAUUGAGACAGCAAGGGCCAUCUAUGCUCAUGCCCUUACUGUGUUCUUAACAAAGAAGAGCAUAUGGCUAAAAGCAGCUCAGCUUGAAAAGAGCCAUGGCACCAGGGAAUCUCUGGAUGCUUUGCUGCGUAAGGCAGUUACUUACAUACCGCAUGCUGAAGUUUUGUGGCUAAUGGGUGCCAAAGAAAAGUGGCUUGCUGGUGAUGUGCCUGCUGCUAGGGCAAUUCUUCAAGAAGCAUAUGCUGCAAUCCCUAAUUCUGAGGAGAUUUGGCUUGCUGCAUUCAAGCUUGAGUUUGAGAACCAUGAACCUGAAAGAGCUAGAAUGCUUCUUGCAAAGGCACGAGAAAGGGGAGGAACAGAGAGAGUUUGGAUGAAAUCUGCAAUUGUUGAGAGAGAACUGGGAAACACUGCAGAGGAGAGGAGGUUGUUGGAUGAAGGGCUGAAGCUCUUCCCUUCAUUUUUCAAACUUUGGCUGAUGCUUGGGCAGUUGGAGGAACGUCUUGGUAACUUGGAACAAGCCAAAGAAGCAUAUGAGUCGGGCUUGAAGCACUGCCCCAAUUGUAUUCCUUUAUGGCUUUCGCUUGCUCAACUGGAGGAAAAAGUAAGUGGCCUAAGUAAAGCUCGCGCAGUUCUGACCAUGGCUAGAAAGAAAAAUCCUCAGAAUCCUGAACUCUGGCUUGCUGCAGUGCGAGCUGAGUCGCGACAUGGUUAUAAGAAAGAAGCCGACAUAUUGAUGGCAAAGAUGGUUCCACGGCCUCAGCAAAAAACCAAAAGUAGGGAUGCGUACAAAAGAUGUGGGGAUGACCCUCAAGUCCUUGCCGCUGUCGGGAAGAUAUUUUGGCAUGACAGGAAGGUUGAUAAAGCUAGGUCCUGGUUCAACAGGGCCGUCACUCUUGCUCCGGAUAUUGGGGAUUUCUGGGCAUUGUACUAUAAAUUUGAACUCCAACACGGCACUGAGGAGACCCAGAAGGAUGUAUUGAACAGAUGUGUCGCAGCAGAGCCAAAGCACGGCGAGAAGUGGCAAGCCAUAUCCAAAGCUGUCGAGAAUUCGCACCAGCCAACAGAAUUCAUCUUGAAGAAGGUGGUAGUAGCAAUAGGAAAAGAGGAGCAUGCAGCUGAGAAUGGCAAAAACUAGUAUUUCCACAGAUAUCCCAAGUUAUUUGUUGCUUCUCAUGAUUGCUAAACUAUUUGAUGUAUUUCUAAAUUCCUUUACCUGUAGUGGCUGUCCCAUGCACUUCUAUUUUGUUGGUUGAGCCUCUUAAGAUGGUUGGGGAUGUGUUUGUGGAUCUCAACAUGUUGUCAUACUCUGAUACUGAAGUAACUUUUCUACGGUUCUAUGUAUUUUACAUUGGUACUUGGUUAAUUCUUGGCCUCACCUUGCAGAAAGAUGGUAAGAAUGUAUGGCCUUCUUUGUAUUGUCUGACUGUUGACGGUUGCCUGUAGAAGUCACAUUCCUAUCUGUUUAGCUCAACAAGAUACGGUGCUCGUAUUUGUAGAUGGGCUGCUUCGUGCGGUUAGCAGUUGUUUCGUCUCGAGUGUCUUGGCUUGAAAGUUACUUUUGUGGAUGGGCUGCCACUCUGAUAGUUGUGUGCUGCUGCUGUUGGCAAAUGCCCUUUGCUUUGUCUGUCUUCUCCAUAUAGUUGUUACUCCUUUAUAAUCAUGUGUAGCAAAAUGUGAAUUUGUAUUUAAUUACACCAACUUUUUUUUUGUUGUUCA